Saccharomyces paradoxus is the source of this 8448-nucleotide messenger RNA. RefSeq names its product GTPase-activating protein IRA1 (gene IRA1). The transcript has a single exon. NCBI's taxonomy places the organism in Eukaryota, Fungi, Ascomycota, Saccharomycetes, Saccharomycetales, Saccharomycetaceae. Gene Ontology annotation, biological process: regulation of GTPase activity. The coding region runs from base 1 to 8448 and encodes 2815 amino acids. The record is from RefSeq and is a predicted model, not a curated record.
AUGUUACAGCACUUGUCAAGUUACAUGAAGAGAACUAUAUUUCAUUCACUUUUGUUAUAUUAUGCUUCGAAAGCUUUUUUAUUUUGGAUAAUGGCAAGGCCAAAAGAAUACGUCAAAAUUUAUACCAAUCUAAUAUCAUCAGAUUAUAAUAGCCCGUCUUCUUCAUCUGAUAAUGGUGGUUCAAAUAAUUCUGAUAAGAAAUCUAUAUCCCAACUAGUCUCACUCUUAUUCGAUGACGUCUAUUCCACCUUUAAUGUAUCAUCUUUAUUAACCAAUGUCAACAAUGACCAUCACUACCAUAUUCAUCAUUCUUCUUCGUCAUCAAAGACGACCAACACUAACAGUCCAAACUCUGUAUCGAAAACAUCUAUAAAGCAGUCGAGUGUAAAUACUUCUGGUAAUAUUUCUCCGUCCCAGUUUUCUACAGGAAAUGACACAUCUCCUACUUCCCCUAUGGCAUCAUUGAGUACACCUUUAAAUUCAAACAUCAUAGGGUUUCCGUUAUCCCCAAUCGCUUCAACAUUAGCACAGGCGAAUACUUCAACCACAGCUGCAACAACGAAAACAGAUACAAGUACGCCCUCUACUACGAAUACAAAUGUCAAUAAUAACAGUAAUAAUAGCACUAAUCUUAAUAAUAUUCCACAACACAUAUUUUCCUUAGAUGACAUUUCAUCGUUUAACUCAAGUAGAAAAUCCCUCAAUCUGGACGAUAGUAACUCCUCAUUUCUUUGGGAUACUUCUCAGCAUUCCAAUGCAUCGAUGGCAAAUACGAAUAUACAUCCAGGAGUGAAUAAUGCUCAGUCUCAAAACGCACAUUCCUCUUUAAACUAUAUGGAAAAUAUUAUGGAGCUAUAUUCCAACUAUACAGGAUCAGAACUGUCUUCGCAUACAGCCAUAUUAAGGUUUUUGGUGGUCCUGACCCUAUUAGACAGUGAAGUAUACGAUGAGAUGAACUCGAAUUCUUAUAGAAAAAUUUCGGAACCGAUAAUGAAUAUUAAUUCAAAGGACUCUAAUACUUCGAGCUGGGGCUCAGCAUCCAAGAAUCCAAGUAUUAGGCAUCUCACCCAUGGCUUAAAGAAACUUACUUUGCAACAAGGCAGGAAACGUAAUGUUAAAUUUUUGACAUACUUAAUUAAAAAUCUUAAUGGUGGACAAUUCGUUUCGGAUGUUUCCUUAAUUGAUUCUAUUAGGUCCAUUCUAUUCUUAAUGGCAAUGACGUCUUCUAUAUCUCAAAUUGAUUCAAAUAUUGCCUCAGUCAUUUUUACGAAGAGAUUCUAUAACUUGUUGGGUCAAAAUUUAGAGGUCGGUACCAACUGGAAUUCUGCCACCGCAAAUACCUUUAUUUCUCAUUGUGUUGAAAGGAAUCCCCUCACUCACAGACGCUUGCAAUUAGAGUUUUUUGCAAGUGGUUUACAGCUAGAUCCUGAUUUAUUUUUAAGGCAUUUACAAUUAGAAAAGGAGCUCAACCACAUAAACCUUCCCAAAAUAUCGUUGUACACUGAAGGAUUUAGAGUAUUUUUUCAUCUUGUAAGCACCAAAAAACUUCAUGAGGAAAUUGCGGAAAAAACGUCCUCUUCGUUAAAAAGAUUGUUCUGUAUAAUUGCUGAUAUUUUGUUGAAAGCAACCCCUUAUUUUGACGAUAACGUAACCAAGAUUAUUGCUUCUAUAUUGGAUGGGCAUAUUUUAGAUCAAUUUGAUGCUGCCAGGACACUUUCUAAUGAUGAUCAUGCCAAUUUUGAUGCCGCUACUAGCGUAUAUACUGAGCCAACAGAUAUUAUUCAUAAUUCUUCGGAUGUCUCGUUAGUCUCUUCGCUUUCCCAGUCACCUUUAUCAAUCAACUCAGGAAGUAACAUUGCCAAUACACGCACAUGGGAGAUUCAAUCAAUUUUACCAACCUUGUCAAACAGGUCCAGUGCUUCUGAUUUGAGCUUGUCUAAUGUUUUGACUAAUCCAUUGGAGACGCAACAAAGUAAUAGUGGAAACCUGUUAGCCCAUAGACUAUCCGGGGUUCCUACUACUAAGAGAUACGCUUCACCGAACGAUUCUGAAAGAUCACGACAAAGUCCAUAUUCUUCUCCCCCGCAAUUACAACAAAAUGAUUUGCCUUCUCCGCUUUCGGUCCUCUCCUCAAGUGCUGGAUUUCCCUCUAGCCAUUCGAUUACAGCAACACCCACCAUUUUGAAAAACAUCAAAUCUCCCAAGCCAAACAAAACAAAGAAAAUUGCUGAUGAUAAACAAUUGAAACAGCCUUCUCAUUCCAGGGUAGUACUGAGUGACAAUGAUGAAGCAAGGAAAAUCAUGAUGAAUAUUUUUAGCAUUUUCAAAAGGAUGACAAACUGGUUUAUACGCCCAGACGCUAAUACUGAAUUCCCGAAAACUUUUACAGAUAUUAUAAAACCACUUUUUGUCUCUAUACUGGAUUCUAAUCAAAGACUACAAGUGACGGCGCGGGCGUUUAUUGAAAUUCCAUUAAGUUAUAUAGCUACUUUUGAAGAUAUUGAUAAUGAUCUUGACCCAAGAGUGCUUAACGACCAUUAUUUGUUAUGUACAUAUGCCGUGACUUUGUUUGCUUCCUCACUGUUUGAUCUGAAGUUAGAAAAUGCUAAGAGAGAGAUGCUACUAGAUAUUAUUGUUAAGUUUCAACAUGUCCGUUCUUAUUUGUCAAAUUUGGCGGAAAAACACAAUUUGGUCCAGGCAGUCAUUACGACGGAAAGGUUAACGCUGCCAUUAUUAGUAGGUGCCAUUGGAAGUGGAAUUUUCAUUUCGUUAUAUUGCAGUCGUGGAAAUACCCCACGCUUAUUAAAGAUUUCUUGCUGUGAAUUUCUACAAUCUUUGAGGUUUUACCAAAAAUACGUCGGAGCCUUGGAUCAAUACUCCAUUUACAACAUAGAUUUUAUAGAUGCUAUGGCUCAAGACAAUUUUACUGCGUCAGGAUCAGUUGCUUUCCAACGUCGUCUCAGAAAUAAUAUUCUAACUUAUAUCAAAGGAUCCGACUCAAUACUUUUGGACUCAAUGGACGUAAUUUACAAGAAAUGGUUUUACUUCAGCUGUUCGAAAUCAGUGACACAAGAGGAAUUAGUAGAUUUUAGGAGCCUGGCCGGUAUUCUAGCAUCGAUGUCAGGUAUCCUUUCUGAUAUGCAAGAAUUAGAAAAAAGUAAGAACCUUUCGGCUAAUGGCGAAGACAGUUCAUCUUUUGAUUCGCGAAAUCCUGCGUAUGAAGUUCACAACAGACUCAAAUUUGAAUUAACGAAAAAAAUGAAUUACUUUGUUUCAAAACAAUGUCAAUGGUUGAAUAAUCCCAAUUUAUUAACAAGAGAAAAUUCGAGAGAUAUAUUAAGCAUCGAAUUGCAUCCGUUAUCUUUUAACUUAUUGUUUGACAACUUAGGACUAAAAAUAGAUGAACUGAUGUCGAUCGAUCUUUCAACGCCGCAUGAGGAUUCAUCAUUCGUUUUACUGGAGCAGAUUAUAAUCAUAAUAAGAACUAUAUUGAGGAGGGAUGAUGACGAAAAGAUAAUGUUACUCUUUUUAACAGACUUACUUGAUGCGGUUAAUAAGUUGACCGAAAUAGUGGAAAAAAUUUCUGUUAAGUCAUCCAAAUAUUAUAAGGGAGUUAUUCAAAUGUCGAAGAUGUUCAGAGCAUUUGAACAUUCUGAAAUGAACCUAGGUAUCUCAAACCAUUUUCAUUUGAAGAAUAAAUGGUUAAAAUUAGUUAUUGGCUGGUUCAAACUGUCCAUUAAUAAAGAUUAUGAUUUUGAAAACCUGUCAAAACCAUUAAGGGAGAUGGAUUUGCAGAAGAGGGACGAAGAUUUUUUAUAUAUCGACACUUCUAUUGAAUCCGCAAAAGCAUUGGCUUAUCUGACACGCAAUGUUCCGCUAGAAAUACCGCCUUCGAGCUCAAAAGAAGACUGGAACAGAUCGUCGACAGUAUCAUUUGGUAAUCACUUUACUAUCUUGUUAAAAGGUCUGGAAAAAAGUGCAGAUCUGAAUCAGUUUCCAGUUUCAUUGAGGCAUAAGAUUAGUAUACUUAAUGAGAAUGUAAUCGUAGCACUAACAAACCUAUCCAAUGCCAAUGUCAGCGUUUCUCUCAAAUUCACUUUACCAAUGGGUUAUUCUACAAACAAGGAUAUCAGAAUCGCCUUUUUAAGAGUUUUCAUCGAUAUCGUGUCCAACUAUCCAAUUAACCCUGAGAAGCAUGAAAUGGAUAAAACGUUGGCUAUAGAUGACCUCCUGAAAUAUCUAAUAAAGAACCCAAUACUGGCAUUUUUCGGGAGUUUGGCGUGUUCGCCUGCUGAUGUUGAUCUAUAUGCUGGUGGAUUUUUAAAUGCUUUUGAUACACGAAAUGCGUCUCAUAUCCUUGUUACUGAGCUUCUGAAACAAGAAAUUAAACGGGCCGCAAGGUCUGACGAUAUCCUGAGAAGAAAUAGCUGUGCAACGAGGGCUUUGUCGCUUUACACUAGAUCUAGAGGUAACAGGUACUUGACGAAAACUUUGAGACCUGUCUUACAAGAGAUAGUUGACAAUAAGGAGUCUUUUGAAAUUGACAAAAUGAAACCAGGAUCCGAGAACUCUGAGGAGAUGCUAGAUUUGUUUGAAAAAUACAUGACAAGACUGAUCGAUGCAAUUACUAAUUCUAUUAAUGAUUUUCCAAUCGAAUUAGUUGAUAUAUGUAAAACAAUUUACAACGCUGCGAGUGUCAAUUUUCCCGAAUACGCAUAUAUCGCGGUGGGUUCAUUCGUUUUCUUGAGGUUUAUUGGGCCCGCUUUGGUCAGCCCUGAUUCGGAAAAUAUCAUUAUGGUGACGCACGCUCAUGAUAGAAAGCCUUUUAUUACGUUGGCUAGAGUUAUCCAAAGUUUGGCAAAUGGCAGGGAGAAUAUUUUUAAGAGAGAUAUCUUAGCUUCAAAAGAAGAAUUUUUGAAGACCUGCAGUGACAAAAUAUUCAAUUUCUUGUCAGAAUUAUGCAGGAUACCGACUGACAAUUUUAUUGUCAAUGUAAGAGAAGAUCCAACGCCAAUAAGUUUUGAUUAUUCAUUUUUGCAUAAAUUCAUAUAUCUUAAUGAGUUUAACAUACGAAAAGAAAUUAUCAAAGAAUCCAAUUUACCAGGGGAUUUUAGCUUUUUGAAGAAUACGGUUAUGUUUAACGACAAAAUUCUUGGCAUAUUAGGACAACCUAGCAUGGAAAUAAAAAAUGAAAUUCCCCCCUUCGUAGUCGAGAACCGGGAAAAAUAUCCUUUACUAUAUGAGUUCAUGAGCCGUUAUGCCUUCAAAAAAGUGGAUGUAAAAGAAGAAGAAGAGGAUAAUGCACCGUUUGUACAUGAGGCAAUGACAUUGGACGGUAUACAAAUCAUAGUUGUAACCUUUACCAACUGCAAGUACAAUAAUUUUGUGAUGGAUUCGCUGGUCUAUAAAGCUCUACAGAUAUAUGCAAGAAUGUGGUGCUCUAAACACUACGUGGUUCUUGAUUGCACGACGUUUUAUGGGGGCAGAGCUAAUUUUCAAAAAUUAAAUACUCUGUUUUUCAGUUUGAUGCCGGAGCAAGCUUCAAGAAACUGUAUGGGAUGUUAUUAUUUCAACGUCAACAAAUCAUUUAUGGACCAGUGGGCCACAUCAUACACGGUAGAAAAUCCAUAUUUAGUCUCAGCGAUCCCGCAUUGUUUCAUUAACAGCAACACAGAUCAAAGUUUGAUUAAGUCCUUAGGGUUGAGUGGUAGGAGUUUAGAAGUUUUGAAAGAUGUAAGAGUUACUUUGCAUGAUAUUACCCUUUAUGACAAGGAAAAGAAGAAGUUCUGUCCCGUGUCUUUGAAGAUAGGAAACAAAUACUUCCAAGUCUUACAUGAGAUUCCGCAGUUGUACAAGGUUGACUUAAUAAAAAAGACAUUUAGCAUCAAAUUCAACAAUGUCUAUAAGAUAUCAAAUUUAAUUUCGGUUGAUGUCUCUAGCACCACAGGUGUCUCUUCAGAAUUUACGUUAAGCCUUGACGAUGAAGAAAAGUUGGUCUUCUGCAGCCCCAAGUACCUAGAGAUUGUGAAAAUGUUUUAUUAUGCUCAAUUAAAGAUGGAAGAAGAAUUUGGUACGGAUUUUUCGAACGAUAUUUCAUUUUCAACAUCCUCUUCCGCAGUGAACGCUUCCGAUUGUAAUGUAAAAGAAGUUGGCGAAAUCAUAUCACAUUUGUCGCUGGUGAUCCUUGUGGGCUUAUUCAACGAGGAUGAUCUCGUCAAGAACAUAUCGUAUAAUCUUCUCGUGGCAACACAAGAGGCAUUCAAUUUAGAUUUUGGAACAAGGCUUCACAAAUCCCCAGAAACAUAUGUACCAGAUGAUACCACUACGUUUUUGGCCUUAAUUUUCAAGGCAUUUUCGGAAUCUUCAACUGAACUAACUCCGUAUAUAUGGAAGUAUAUGUUGGAUGGCCUUGAGAAUGAUGUCAUUCCUCAAGAACAUAUUCCUACGGUUGUCUGUUCAUUGUCAUACUGGGUGCCAAACUUAUACGAGCAUGUAUAUUUGGCAAAUGACGAAGAGGGGCCGGAGGCGAUUUCACGUAUAAUCUAUAGCUUAAUCAGGUUGACAGUGAAAGAGCCAAAUUUCACGACAGCUUAUCUCCAACAAAUAUGGUUUUUACUGGCAUUAGAUGGUCGUCUCACGAACAUCAUAGUUGAAGAAAUAGUAAGCCAUGCACUGGACAGAGAUUCAGAAAACAGGGAUUGGAUGAAAGCUGUCUCGAUAUUAACCAGUUUUCCAACAACAGAGAUUGCUUGCCAGGUAAUAGAGAAGUUAAUCAAUAUGAUUAGAUCAUUCCUACCUUCUCUAGUAGUAGAGGCUUCCGCACACAGUUGGUCUGAGCUUACUAUCUUAUCAAAAAUUAGUGUGUCGAUCUUUUUUGAGUCUCCUUUACUUUCCCAGAUGUAUUUACCUGAAAUUCUUUUUGCUGUGUCUCUAUUAAUUGAUGUCGGUCCUUCAGAAAUAAGGGUUUCAUUGUACGAGUUGUUGAUGAAUGUUUGUCAUUCUUUAACUAACAAUGAAUCUUUACCUGAAAGGAAUAGGAAGAAUUUGGAUAUAGUAUGUGCAACUUUUGCACGUCAAAAGUUAAACUUUAUUUCCGGUUUUAGCCAAGAAAAAGGUAGAGUUUUACCAAAUUUCGCCGCUUCCUCCUUCUCCAGUAAGUUCGGAACAUUAGAUCUUUUCACCAAGAAUAUUAUGCUAUUGAUGGAAUAUGGUUCCGUCUCAGAAGGCGCUCAAUGGGAGACGAAAUACAAGAAGUAUUUGAUGGAUGCGAUUUUUGGUCACCGGUCGUUCUUCUCCGCGAGAGCUAUGAUGAUUUUGGGUAUAAUGAGUAAGUCGCACACAUCCCUUUUCCUCUGUAAAGAACUUUUAGUUGAGACCAUGAAGGUCUUCGCAGAGCCGGUUGUGGAUGAUGAGCAAAUGUUCAUUAUUAUAGCUCAUGUCUUUACUUAUAGCAAGAUUGUUGAAGGAUUAGAUCCCUCUUCAGAAUUAAUGAAGGAGCUAUUUUGGCUUGCUACAAUAUGUGUUGAAUCCCCCCAUCCCUUACUCUUUGAGGGAGGUCUACUAUUCAUGGUAAAUUGUCUGAAGCGGCUGUACACAGUCCAUUUGCGACUUGGUUUCAAUGGCAAAUCCUUAGCCAAGAAAUUAAUGGAAUCUAGAAAUUUUGCCGCUUCGCUUUUAACAAAGUUAGAGUCAUACAAUGGAUGUAUAUGGAACGAGGAUAACUUCCCGCAUAUUAUUUUGGGAUUCAUUACAAACGGUUUAUCCAUCCCUGUCGUUAAAGGAGCCGCAUUAGAUUGCCUGCAGGCCCUUUUCAAGAACACAUAUUAUGAAAGAAAGUCCAACCCAAAAUCCUCAGAUUAUCUUUGUUAUCUUUUCUUAUUGCAUUUGAUUUUAAGUCCUGAACAACUUUCUACCUUAUUGCUUGAAGUCGGCUUCGAAGAUGAGCUGGUACCUUUAAACAAUACGAUGAAAGUUCCACUAACUUUGAUCACCUGGCUAAGUUCAGACUCAGAGAAGUCUAAUAUAGUCUUAUACCAAGGGGCGCUAUUGUUUAGUUGUGUUAUGUCGGACGAACCUUGUAAGUUCCGCUUUGCUCUAUUAAUGAGAUAUUUGCUUAAAGUCAACCCUAUUUGUGUCUUCAGGUUCUAUACGUUGACUAGAAAGGAACUCAGGAGGUUAUCAACUUUAGAACAAUCAUCUGAAGCAGUUACUCUCUCCUUUGAAUUGAUUGGGAUGCUUGUUACGCACAGUGAGUUUAAUUAUCUGGAAGAAUUUAAUGACGAAAUGGUCGAGCUCUUAAAAACGAGAGGCUUAUCGGUUGUGAAGCCGUUGGAUAUCUUUGAUCAGGAACAUUUGGAGAAGUUAAAAGGAGAGGGUGAACAUCAAGUUGCAAUUUAUGAGAGAAAAAGAUUAGCAACAAUGAUACUAGCAAGAAUGUCGUGCUCCUAA